Molecule: messenger RNA, 852 nt
Organism: Symbiodinium sp. CCMP2456
Lineage: Eukaryota; Dinophyceae; Suessiales; Symbiodiniaceae
Source: the annotation of a GenBank genome assembly
AUGAACCGUGCAACCUCUGGCCGAACAGCCUGUUCCGCGGUGGGCAACGCGGACUUUCCGUCCGUCUCCUACUCCAACAAGCUGCUGGAGCGGACAACCCUCCUGGUCAUGUUGGCCACAUGCGUCGAUGCUGUGUGGACCCUGGAGCAACCCAUAAGUUCCGUCCUGGAGUUCUAUCCCACAUGGCGGUACUUCCUGAACAAUCUGUGGGCUGUUGCUGGACCCUUUGCAGUCACCAAAGUUUCGUUUUGGAUGGCUCACUACAACUCCAAGUACCUGAAGCGCCAUUACGUAUUUGCAAACUCGACUGCAGCUUGCCUUUUGAACAAAGGCCGCCUACUGAUGUCCAGAAAACGACGACGCAGCACUACUACCAGACACUUCCAGGACAGGAAGGGCAAGCAGUGCUGGCAGGGAAAACUUGAUUUAAAGGACAGCGAGCCUCUCGUUCGAAUAAAGCCUUAUCGCACACUGCCCCCGAACCUGACACUAGAGGAGAGUCUUCUAAGAGGUUUCAAGGAGUACGAUAUAAUGGUAGGUGGCACCUUAUCUAAAGAAGCCUCGACCCGUUUUCGGUACCAGCCCAGGCAAUACCCUGUGAACUUUGCCAUCGAGUAUCUCCGCAUCUGUCAGCAGAUGAAGCAGAAGCGCAAGGGGUUUCCACCUGAGGAUGGAGUUGUUCCCGACGCUCUUACAAGUGUCGCUACACUUCCUUUAGGCCAAGAGGAUGUGGAUGAGUUUUUCACCUUUGCUGACCUCAACCAAGUUUACGUGUAUCUUAGAGGAUGUAGGAAGCUCAAGAUACCAGAUGUGUGGCGCAGCAUAGUGCCGCCAACCAUUAGUUUGCACUGA